Ictalurus punctatus (channel catfish) is the source of this 3009-nucleotide messenger RNA. RefSeq names its product SHH signaling and ciliogenesis regulator sdccag8 (gene sdccag8). Lineage: Eukaryota; Metazoa; Chordata; Actinopteri; Siluriformes; Ictaluridae. The transcript is spliced from 18 exons. Gene Ontology annotation, biological process: tube formation; establishment of cell polarity; centrosome cycle. Gene Ontology annotation, cellular component: centriole; centrosome. The record is from RefSeq and is a predicted model, not a curated record. Bases 496 to 2604 code for a protein of 702 amino acids.
ACAGCGGCGACACACGGCGGGCUCAGACAGAGAGAGAGGAGGCGGAGAUCAUCAGCACUGCCAGCGUAACCAGGGGGAGGGGCGUUCCAACUCCCGGAAGCACAUACAAACUCUAGGCAACGUACUAGUAAUUUAUUAUUAUUAGUUACCUACCGUAAUUAAUAUGUUUAAUGUGUUUGUAAUAUAUAUAGUGUUGAAUAGUGGUUCAACCUAUAAGAUUUUUUUACUUUUACAUUUAUCUCCCUCUCUUGAAAAUUCCACCAUGUUGUAGUUUUUACUCUGUCCACCGCGGUUUAGUGAACACGAGGACGCUUUCUACAAAGGACUACAAAGGACUACAUAUCCCAGCUGCAACCACGACGUUUACGGAAGUGAGCUCUUCAGGUUCAACCGUUGCCGGCUGUGCUCGUUAUCAACAUAUCGACUGUGUUAGAAAACUGAAACGGCUGCAGGGAAAGAAUACCGUACUUUAUUUCUCUUGAAAUAAAUGCUGAAAUGAAGCCUUCGCUGGACUCCGACGAAGAUGAAGAGAUAGGAACUUAUCAGAAGAAAUUGAGAGAGCGGGCCAACCGCAGUAUUCAGCAGCUAAGCAGCAUGCUGGUGAACCAGAGCUCCAAUGCUGAGGCACUGGAGCAAUCGAGCAGUCAGCACAGUCCACCAGAGAGCUCGAGACAACAAACGCAGCAGAGCGAAGCAGUCAGUCAGCUGCGUUCAUUGCUUCAGAAACAGCCGAAAGAAGUCAACUCUCCUUCACCUUCAAAAAGGAAACCUGUUCCAAAGAGAGAGACAGAUGAAGAUGAUGGAAGUUUACCUCCAGUCCAGGAUCUGGUCCCCAUCAUUCACAACCAGUCCGAGUACAUCCAGCACCUUGAGGCUGAGGUCAAGUUCUGCAAGGAAGAACUGAUUGCGUUGAAGCAGCGAAUCAGAGUAGUAGUUGUAGAGAAUGAAAAACUGCAUGAGGAGAUCAAGGCAAAGAUGUUAGAAGACACUCUGAAGGAUUACACUCUCCUGGAUGGCACGGUAAAUGCUGAAACUUCAGUAGAUAAAGUUACCUCAACACCAGCAGCAAAACCGAGAUGGGAUUUCAUUCAAAAAUCAGAAGAUAAGAAGUGGGAAAAAGAACUGGAGCAGUUAAGAUGUUUGUACCAAGCACAGACUGAAACGCUAGAAGCUCAGGUAGUUUCACUGAAGAAGGAAUUGGUGAGCUCUCAGACAGAAUGUGAGGACCUGAAGGAGCGUUUGAGGCAUAAGGAAGCGAUGGCAAGUGUAUUGGCGGCUGGUCAGCGUGUCGGGGGUCUGUGUCUGAAAUGUGCGCAGCAUGAAGCUGUACUGGCAGAAACGCACUCCAACAUUCACAUCCAGGCCAUCGAGCGACUCACCAAAGAGCGAGACGAGCUGAUGACGGCGCUGUGCUCUCUGAGGGCCAGUCAGAGCGAGGUGCAGCAGAGGGAGUGGGCUGCUUAUCAUCAGGUCAAACAGGCUGUGGAAAUGGCAGAGGAGGCUAACUUGGAGAAGACCAAGGCAGUAGUACAUUGUGAGCACGUCCUUGCUGAGCUGGCUAGGCAGAGGGAGAGACUGGAGAAGGAACUUGCUUUAGAACAGGAGAAGAUUGUGCAGGCGAGGGAUGCAGCCCGGUCCGAGAGCAAGAGGGAGAAAGAGGAGCUCGCCCAGAUGGUGACCUCCUUGACAUGCAGAGUGGCUGAGCUAGAGGGACUUUUGGAUCGAGGAGACCGAGAGAGGAACUCCCUCAACACUCAGCUAGAGGAGGCCUUUAAGAAGCUCACCGCUCAGGAGACUGAUAACAGCAAGGUGUGUGGGGAGCUGCGCUACCAGUUGAGCCAGGCCCAGCUUAAGAGAGAAGAGGCUGAGAGGGAAUUACGGGACUCGCGCUCUAAACUGGGCCGGCAGCUUGAGUUAGCACAACAGGAAGUGCAGAAGCUGGGUGCAGAGCUGAGUGGCAGCCAGCAGCGUUUGGAGGAGGCCCAGAGGGCAGAGGGCCGAGCUCGGACGGAGGCAGCCGGCCUGGCAGAGGGGCUGAACCGCGCCCAGCGCCAACUGCACCUCACCAGGAAGGAGAAAGAGACACUGGAGCGCCGUUGUGUGGAGGACAUGGCUGCUCUGACCUUCCAGGCUCAACGGCGCGAGCAUGAGCUGACACAGACGCUCCAGCAAAUGGAAGCGCAGCACGAGAGGAAUGUCGCAGACAUGGAUGCCUUGCUGAGCUUGCAGAAUGGCCUCAUAGGGAAGCUGAAGGAUGAGUGUCGCACUCUUUGUUCAAAAAUGGAAGAGCUGACCCAGUCUAACAGGGCCGAGGUAGAACAGCUUUCUUUAGAGAAGGAGCACCUGCAGGAUAGUGUGGAAAAGCUUCGAGGUCGCUGUCAUGAGAUGGAGGAACAGUGUGUACAGCAUGGGAGAAUGCACCAGCGCAUGAAACACAGAUUGCAGCAGCUGGACCAGCACUGUCAGACCAGCGCUCAGCAGGUGAUGGAGCUGCUCGACAGAGAGAACCAGCUCGUACACGAGAGGCAGCUCCUCACUGAAGAGAUGCACAUCUUGCGUGUACAGUUACCAGCAGAGAGGAGAGAAACUCUCGGAACAGCGUGAGGGCGGUUAUUUCCUCCUCUCUUGACGGAGUUAAUCCGAUCACACCGACAGAGCGCCAUCGCCGCGGCUUUACUCAAACCACGAGGGAUUUCGCUACAAGUAAGAAGUGAGUGAGUGGGUGCGAGUUUGUGCGUGUGAUGGCUGCAGGGGGUCGUGUGACAUCACAGUCCAUACUGCGUACACAGCAGCAGUGCUGGCUCGCGGUCACUAACACACUCACACACACACACCACACCCUCUACACACAUGGAUUUGAUAACUUAUGUUCAGGAUUUCCUAUUCCUCCAACAAAUGUACUUAAAAUGUCGAUUUUUAUCAUUCAAAGAUUGAAAUUUAUUUGCCGUGUUUACAUGUUUGGGACUUUGUUUUGUAAACAUGCUUUGUUAAUAAAACGUUCAAAUCUGA